CUAAGAAAGGUUCAAGUUCCCAGCAUCCUGCUCGCUCAUGUAAGGUGAUUCUGGACAUAGGGGACUCCAUGGGAGAUGGGGAGUACUGGAUCGACCCUGAAAACAAUGGAAGCCCUUUGAAGGUCUACUGUGACAUGUCAACUGACGGAGGAGGCUGGCUUCUUGUUUCCAACCUUGUAAUGGCCAGCUCAAGACGCAGUUCCGUUGCCUUGUUGUUUGAGAGGUCGUACCAUGCUAUCAGCAAGUAUCAUAAGAACAACAUGUUGCUGGCAAAAACGGCCAUGAAUGAGCUCAGAACACACUUGAAUUUCACUCAGCUGAGAUUCCACUGCAGCAAACGAUUGAACCGUAGGUUCCACGUAACCACAGCCCCCAAUAGCUUUGGAGAAGCAGUGGUCCAGUACUUCAGCGGUCAGACAGAUGUGCUUCCAUACUCGUGUGAAUCUUUUGUCAGAAUGGAAGACGACGACUCAAAAUUAGCCAAUGUCUGCCAAAAGUGGUGGGCCGAGGGCACUAACACGCACAAUGUUGGUACAUGGAGCUCUUCUGAUCGCAAUGAGGACAGAUUGUACGAUCAUGUUGUGCUCGUCUGGGGGACUUAUCACUGGAAUAUUCAGCCAUCGCAACAACGAUUUGACUGCGACGAUUUCGCACAUGCAGUGUCUGCCGGUGAUUUCUGGAAAAUUUAUGUACGUUAG
Messenger RNA from Stylophora pistillata, 698 nucleotides. RefSeq lists its product as uncharacterized. NCBI's taxonomy places the organism in Eukaryota, Metazoa, Cnidaria, Anthozoa, Scleractinia, Pocilloporidae. The record is from RefSeq and is a predicted model, not a curated record. Gene Ontology annotation, molecular function: oligosaccharide binding; extracellular matrix structural constituent.